Messenger RNA from Morchella importuna, 495 nucleotides. RefSeq lists its product as uncharacterized. Lineage: Eukaryota; Fungi; Ascomycota; Pezizomycetes; Pezizales; Morchellaceae. The transcript has 2 exons. The record is from RefSeq and is a predicted model, not a curated record. Bases 1 to 495 code for a protein of 164 amino acids.
AUGAAUGCCGACCGUGGAUCCCCCGAAAUCAGAAGAUCGUCUACUAGCUCACCCCCCUUUCCUUCUUCGGAGACUCUCGGCAACUACCCCCAGUACCCUUACAGAAAAAACUUUAACUACCUCGCCGAUGGUUUCGCUGGUUCGACAUACCCAGGAUUCAAUCUUCAGACCAGGCACUUUGAGAGCUCUACGCCAGGGAGUGACAUAGUCACCUAUGCAACCAACAAUACCCGUGAUGGCGAGGGCCGCAUGGAUAGGGGCCCGUACUUUCAUGAUGUAGCUAGGGGUAUGAGACCGGGAGAUAUGGAUCCAGUCUGGAAGGAAAAGCAGGAAGAGGUGAAGGCGAGGAAGAAGGUGAUUUCUAAGAGUAUAAUUUCGGCGCCUAUCGGGCUGGUGGAGAAGGAUGAGAGAAGGGUGGUCUCGGAGGUUAUCAUCCCGAAGGAUAGUCCUUCGAAGGGAAAGGUUUGGUCAAAGGUAUUGAAGAUGAUGGUUUAA